This is a messenger RNA of Lates calcarifer (barramundi perch), 7735 nucleotides long. RefSeq lists its product as uncharacterized. The record is from RefSeq and is a predicted model, not a curated record. Gene Ontology annotation, biological process: regulation of transcription by RNA polymerase II; protein demethylation. NCBI's taxonomy places the organism in Eukaryota, Metazoa, Chordata, Actinopteri, Centropomidae. Gene Ontology annotation, molecular function: histone demethylase activity; transcription coregulator activity; zinc ion binding.
UAUUUAUUUAUUUUCUCUCCUCUCUUCCUCUGAGGUAAAAACGGAGAGCGGGCUCUGUGUUCACCUGUGUGAUGUAAUAAGCGCGCGGGCGGGGGGUUAACGUGUCACAGGAGACCAGCUGACUCACAACACUGAACCAGAUCCCGCACAGCCCCGCAGCCUGCCGCCACACAAUAGACGCGGAGAACAAUAGCCGCGCGCUGCCCGUUAAACACAACAUCAGAUCCGUGUCGGUAUGGUGAUCUGCGGGGUCUAGUUCCUGCGGAGGGUUAUCACCGAGGGACGGUUUAAAACUCCGCUGCUCCGCUAGAAUGAGCGGUUUGAGGUGUUUUGAACCCCCCCAGGAAGAAGAGCAGAGGAACACGUUGUAACGUGCUGAGGAGGGAGAGAGAGGUAGACUCACACAGAGAGAGAGAGAGGGAGAGAAAGAGAGAGGGAGGGGGAGAGAGAGAGGGAGGGAGAGAGAGAGAGAGAGAGAGAGGAGUGAAUGGGCACGACUCACUGCGCCCUUCACUUAUCGAUAUCGAUCAGUUUGGUAAUCGAGACAUUAAACCCACAGCGGGUCCGUUAGGUUAGCACCGGGAGCUAGCCGGAGCACCAGGGGCUACCAUGAUGGGACGCGUGUGAAGCAGCCCGGAGCUAACAGCAGCCUGGCGGAGAAAGGAACAAGGAAGCGGACGGCUAGCUGCGCUGCACCGAAGCUAACGUUGGCUAACUGUUGGCUAAUAUUAUUUCUAAUGAGCGACCGAGGAGCAUGCGACCUGAUACGAAGAGCUGACUUGUUCGGGGAUGUCGGGCAGUAAGGCGCUGGGCGGGGGGCUGGCGGGGGGGCGAGGCGCAGGCGGACGCGGUGCCGGCGCUGCCAGGCCUGCAUGAGGACCGAGUGUGGAGAGUGUCACUUCUGUAAGGACAUGAAGAAGUUCGGAGGGCCCGGCCGGAUGAAGCAGUCCUGCCUCCUGAGACAGUGCACAGCGCCGGUGUUGCCUCACACGGCGGUGUGUUUUGCGUGUGGAGAGGCGGGGAAGGAGGACACCGUGGACUCAGAGGAGGAGAAGUUCAGCCUCUCUCUGAUGGAGUGCACCAUCUGCAACGAGAUCAUCCACCCCAGCUGCCUCAAGAUGGGCAAAGCUGAAGGAAUCAUCAACGACGAGAUCCCAAACUGCUGGGAGUGUCCGAAGUGCCACAAGGAGGGCAAGACCAGUAAGGACCAGGCGGACGGCUCGGGGAAGCGCAGGCUGGAUAAUGGCGAGGUGGGCCGCUGGAAGCUCACAGACGACCCUCCCCCUAAAAAGAAAGCCCCUCCCUCCCUGGAGGAGGGGGGGAGGACGGACGGGGGACACAAGAGGAAGAAGGAGAAGGAGCUGCCUCAGGACAGCGGGCCCAAGAAGAAGAUGAAAGCAGCUCAUGAAAAACGCCUCAAAAAGAAACCCAAACAGGAGGCGGCGGAGUCCAAUGGUCCCACCUCCUCAGCUGGAGGAGGAGCUGGAGGACUGCAGGGCUCCUCCUCUUCCUCUCAGGCUGGAGGAGGAGGCGGUGGGGGAGGCGGGGGAGGAGCGGGGGGGACAUCGAGCGCGGACCAGCGCUCCCACCACCGAGAGAAACUGGAGCGUUUUAAGAGGAUGUGUCUGCUGGAGCGGCGGCCAUCUUCCUCCUCCUCCUCCUCCUCCAGCUCAGAGUCCGACUCUGAGUCUGACUCCGAUGACUCCCUGAGGGGGGAGCAGGGGGGAGGCUCCUCGCCCUCGUCCUCCUCCCCCGCCCCGCCUCCCCCCGUCGUGUAUGGGAACAGCAGUGGGCGGGCAGAGAGGGAGAGGAGUCGCAGCGAGAGGGAGAGGGAGAGGGAGAGGGAGAGACGCCUGGCCGAGCUGGGCUUCAGCGCCAGCGAGGAGUCAGAGGGGGAGGGAGGGAGGGGGGAGGAGGAGGACCGGGAGGAGGAGCAGGGAGGGGGAGACAAGGCCCGGCGGAGAGGGGGAGGAGAAGCAGGAUUACCUCAGCGAGGACGGAAAGGAGGGCUGCUGGACGGAGAGGAAGAGGACGCGCCCGCCUCCGACAGGACCAGGAAAAACUCCUCCUCCCUCCCCCCGCCCUCACCCCUCUCCUCCAAUCAGCUGCCUCCGUCUUCGCAGCACGACGGCUUCACGGGGAAGCAGCGCAGCAAUGGGCAGGAGGCGCGCAACGGACGGACACGGGGAGGCACGGGAGGUGGGAGGGAGGGAGGGGAGAAGGAGAACGCCAGCGGGGUUCUGACCAAUCACAGACACGGUGGAGGAGGGGGCGGGACUAAGGGCAGCGGGAGCCGCGGCAACAAGAUCCGCAGCAACAGCAAGAACCAGACGUCCAGGAACAGCAUCUCCUCCUCCUCCUCCUCCAUCCCCACCUCCAACGGGGGGGGCGGGGGAGGCCCGGGGGGAGGCGGCCUGAUGAUGUCGGCGAUGGCAGCGUCCCCCUGCUCGCAGCCGUCCCGCCUCGCCCCCCGCUCCCAGAUGAUGAAGCGCAGCCCCCCCGCCGUGCCCUCGCCCCCCCGGCCCGUUCAGAUGGAGAGGCACCUGGUACGGCCCCCCCCGGCCUGCCCUGAGCCCAGCUGCCUGCCCCUGGACUGUGGAGCGUCCCACAUCAUGACCCGGGACGUCUGGCUCCGGGUCUUCACCUACCUGAGCCACAGGGAGCUGUGUGUCUGCAUGAGGGUCUGCCGCACCUGGAGCCGCUGGUGCUGUGAUAAGAGGCUGUGGACUCAGAUCGACCUGAGCCGGCAGCGCUCCAUCACCCCCCCCAUGCUGAGUGGUAUCAUCCGCCGCCAGCCCGUCUCCCUCAACCUGGGCUAUACCAACAUCUCCAAGAAACAGCUAAUGUGGCUCAUCAACCGCCUGCAAGGUCUGUUGGAGCUGAAUGUGUCGGGGUGUCCGUGGCCGGCGGUCUCAGCUCUGUGUCAGGCCGUCUGUCCCUGUCUGAAGCUGCUGGACCUCAGCAGGGUGGAGGACCUCAAAGACUCACACCUGAGAGAGCUGCUCGCCCCCCCACCUGACACUAGGACAGCUCACGGUGAAACCAGAGUGGGGCGUUUCCAGAACGUGACGGAGCUGCGAUUGGCCGGUUUGGACCUGACGGACGCAACGUCUCGUCUGCUGGUGCGUUACGUUCCUCACCUGACCAGGUUAGACCUGAGCCAGUGUGGGAGCAUCACAGACCAGACGGUUCACACCCUCACCUCCCCCAUCUCCCCCCUGAGAGAGAGCCUCACCCACAUCAACCUGGCAGGUUGUGUAAAGGUGACGGAGCAGUGCGUCCCGUUGCUGCGUCGCUGCACCUCCCUGCAGACGGUCGACCUGCGCUCCUGCUCCCUCCUCUCCUCUGAGACCGGACAGCUGCUUUCCUUCCCCUCCCACACCACCUCCUCCUCCUCCACCUCCUCCUCCUCAACGUCCUCCUCUUCCUCUGCCACCACCACCGUCGCUGCUUCGUCCUCCUCGUGCUCCACGUCUGCCUCCUCCACCUCCUGUCCUCCUGAAGACAGAACGCUGCUAAAGAACAGCUAAAGUUUGCCUCCGUGUCAUGUGACACCUGGUCCAGGUGGCCUGGAAGCCCCGCCUCCCACCUCAUUACACUACAGACAGGUGAGGAAGAGGAGGAGGAGGGCGGGGGAGAGAAGGAGGACCUGUGCAACAUUUCUCCUGACGCUGGAAAAAUAGAGCAGAGGAGGAGGAGCAGGAGGAGCAGAGACAUAUUUUGGGAAACAGUUGUUGGUAAAAGUUAAAGAAUAGAAACCCUGAGCAUGUACAUAUUUGUUCUCUGUACAAUUUUGAGUGUGUGUAUAUAUCUGUAGUUUACUGUAAAUGAUCCUUAACCUUUGACCCCCUGCCCCCUCCCCUCCCAACACACUCCUCUCCUCCCUCCUUUCCUUCUCUCCUUCCUUCCGUCCUUCUAUCCUACGACCAAUCAUCAUGCCGGACAUCCACCUGCUCGUCUGUAGCUGCAGAACAGGGAGGAAGUGAAAAAUCCAAACUUCACGUCGUCCACAUUUUAGUUGCUGUUGUUUGAACGGUACCCCCCCCCCCGGACACGUCUUUGCUCCUCGCCCCCCCCCCCACAGGAAGUCAGACAGCUGCAGGUCUGACUCUGGAGAUGACGUUUUUAAUGACAGCAGUCUGACGUUUGUAUCUGACGCAGAGUCAGAGUGAAUCAAACAGUUGGAGAAAAGUUGUAGCUAGGCUAACAGUUUAUUUGUGCUAAGCUAGGCUAAACACAUCUGUGUCUCUGAGCUGGUGUCCAUCCUCUCAUCUGACUCUGGGGAGGUCUGACUCUAAAAACGCUGGUUUUCUGUCUGACGUUUGGUGGAAGCUUUACAGCCGAGCUGCACGUACCGUUUAUUUCAGAUUACAACGUCAAAUCAGUCGAGAGAUUCUGGAGUAACCGAGGUCCCUGAUCGGACACUAACUGGAGAUCUGAUGGAUGAAGUGUUAUACGUCAGUCACAGUAUUUUCAACAAGAAUAAAACCAAUCAAAUGAUCGAACAGUCGCGAGUAACAAACAGGAAUCUAAUCAGGGGCCAGUUCAUCAGAAUAUUCAGUGUUUCCUGCAUCUGGUCAGAAAAUGAUGUAAAUAGUAAAGUUUAGCCACGUUUAUUGAAGAAGAGUAUUGUGGGAAUAAUCAGAGCCGCAGUUCAGUCGAGUUUCUUCUGGCUGCAGUGUUAACGUGAGAGUAUAAACCCAGUGUGAGCAGCACACACACACACACAGACCUGCUCAGUGUUUCAGUUGAUAAGUUAUUUUGAAGUACCCACAAUCCUCAGCUGUAUCGCUCCGUCUCCAUCCUGACGUCCUCAAAAUUUUCCCAGUACAAAGGAAGUGAUGAGGCUUCUUUAAGGAGAUUAAACCCCGCCCCCUCAUCUCCUCACCUGACAGGUGAAGAGCUCAGCAUCCGUCCGUCCACUCACAUUAAAACCACCUCCUUUAUAUUUCUGUUUCUACACCAGGAAACAGCCUGCAGACCAGUCAGUCACCAGGGCUAGGCUAACACUUUCCCCCUGCUUCUGGUCUUUGUGCUAAGCUAAGCUAAGCUAAGCUAAAUGGAGCUGAAGCUUCCAGAUGAGACAUGUUCUCUAAAAACGUCAGACUGUUCCUUUAAGCUCGUCGGAUGCUCUCAGAGGCAGCAUUUUGUUUUUGUUUUGGCGGCGCUGCAGGUGAAGUUUGGUCAGGUGUGUUUUUGGUUCGAGGUGUUUUCCUUCACGUUCCUGUGUGUGUGUGUGUGCGUGUGCAUGUGUGUGUGUGUGCGUGCGAUCAGACCGACAGCGCUGGGUGUGUUUGAAACUGAGCCUCAAUGUCUUCAACAUUCGCCUCAAUCAUUCAUCUUUCCUCUUUGUUUUUAUAUCGGCUCUGUUUCCCUCCAUCGUCUCUGUUCAUCACCUCUGAUCAGAUUCUUCUUCAGACGUGAUCGAUCAUGUUUUUUUCUCAGGAGUAAUUUUUUUUGUUUGUUUCUCUUUAAACCAGGUUUUAAUUUAUUUCUGUGUCACAGCAGCACUCGCUCCCAUCCAGUCCAAACUGAGACUGCUAAAUCCACAACUUUAAUAUUUCACACUCCAGCCACGUUUUAAUGGGUCAAUGUUUUUACAUUACUUCCUGUGUUUGCUGCAUUGUUCAGAUUGUUUUGAUGAAUUUCAGUGUUUUCUAUGGUCGCCCAUUUCUGCCACGAAAAAAAAAAACUUGAAAAGUUAAAGAAAGAAAAGUGAAAACACUCAGUCGAGAUUAUAAGAAACUAAGUCAGAAUUUACAGUCUUUUUAUCGUUUCAUUAUCUAGACAUACUGUCUCAUAAGCUCAAUUUGCUCACCAUCUUUUAAUCUCGAAUCAUCUUUUUAUCAUAUAAUCUUCAUCAGGUAACAAUUAUGAAAUCACUGAUUUCAUAAUCUAUAUUCAUAAUCUAGAUUUGACGUCAUAAUUUUGUUUCAAACAUCAAAUUCUGAAUCAACAGAUUUUGUCUAAUUGUCUCAUUUUUCAUUUACCAUGAGUAUUUUCGAUUCUCAUUUCUGAUUUUUCAUCUAUUUUUAUUUUCUUGGCUUAACUGGGCUUCCAUAGUUUCUCAGGGGCUUCGUUUACGAAAAAUUGACCACGACCUGAACAUCGUGUCAAUGUAAACAACCGAUUUCGUCAUGAGAAUCAGUGGAUUUGAUCGUAAACUCUGAUGUUUCGUAAACGACGCCUCGAUGUUUCUGCAAAAGCAAACAGCUGAUUCAUCGGUUACACUCAGCUGAGACUGUCUGAUGUUUAUUCUUCUUCAUGUGUGAAAUAGCUGUCUAACGUGAGCCAGUGGCACUGGGGGGGGGGGGGGGGGGCAUGUUCCUUACGGCAUAUUUUCAAAUGUACACGACAAUUCAAACAGCCAAUCAAUCAUGAACUACAGUCAUUAGGAUGAAAAAUAAUCAGUACUAGUUCAUCAGGUUCUCCUUGUACCGGCAGCCAUGUUGGUUCGCUAAUUCCACGUUAGCCGCAUCGUGCUGAGUCGUGUUGUUGCAUCACCUCUGCUGCUCCGCCAGAGAACCAGAAAGCUGUUGAACAAAGAUGCAAAAAUAAAUCUACGCAUUAAAAUAUCUCCAGAGAAUGAGCGGGAGAAACAGACGCAGACUUCAUAUUCUCGACCUUAGACCUGCGUCGCUAGCAUGCUAGCAGGCUAGCUAACCAAUGUUAGUCUGCUACAGAACAAAGGACACAGGCUGGAGGUUGUUAAGAUUUCGAUUAGGGAUGAAUUGAUCAGGCGAUUGUUUAGUCAACCAAGUGAGAAUGAAUUGACAGCAGCUUUGAUUAUUGAUUCAUCAUUAAUUUUCAGAGUUUCAGCUAAUUUUCUGACUUUAAACUGGAAUCUGAGAAGUUUUUCACCAUUUUCCGACAGUUCGCAGACUACUCAAUGAAUCAGUAACAAUCACUGUUUACAGCCAUUAAUCGUAUCAUUAAGUAUGAUAGCAGUCGUCGAUGGAUCAGUGAACGGACCAAUCAGGUUCAAGUGUUCAGGUGUCACAGGGUCUCUGGUCUUGGUCUUGGUCCUGUGUAGGACAGUGGGGGGGUCAUGGUGGUCCAUGUAGCUGCAGUCAGACAUCUGAAGUGUUGACUGGUCCUGGAGCUGCUGUAGUCCAUAAAAUAAAAAGUAUUAGUGUUUGAAUUUUAAAUUGCCAUGACACCGUGUUGUGCCAUAAACUCACAGAUCAAUGUGUCGCUGUGUUAAAGUCUGAAUGGGUCAGUUUUUAUAUUUUAUUUUUUGUAUUCUGUUGUGAUUUAGUUGGGUUUUUUACUGUAAGGUGGGGCUGACACCUGCAGCCUCACACGUCCUGUUAAUGAUGCUUCAGACUUCACCUAGCAACAAGUGAGGAGAUCAAAUCUGAUUGGUCAAUAAUCCCUGACUCCUGAAAGCUCUUAUCCAAUCAGACGCCCUGACAUAUCUCACCCUCUCUGUCUUGUAAAAGCUGAAUGAUGUUUUAAAGAUGCACUGGAUCAUCAUCACCUUCAUCCUCACCUUUUGCCAAAUGUAGUUUUUGUUGUGAAAAGGGGCAUUUUUUCUGUUUUUUUCUUUGUUUGUUUUUUGUUCUUUUUUAUUCUUUGUCCAUGAAUCUUCCGUUGUGUUGAUGAAAAAAAAAAUGAGGAAGAAGCUGGAACAAAAAGUAAAAAGAGACACAAAAAGACCAACUCAAGGCAGCUACGUAUGAGUGACUACUGUAAAAUGACUAACUAAUAAAGAAGCAAUGGGUUUGUUUUUACA